This is a messenger RNA of Cylicostephanus goldi, 538 nucleotides long. Lineage: Eukaryota; Metazoa; Nematoda; Chromadorea; Rhabditida; Strongylidae. The record is from the annotation of a GenBank genome assembly.
GAACCCACUUCUGGACACAAUUAGAUCUUCAGUUUCACUAUAGUCACCGCACAGUAGAAAAAUUCACUUGUAGAGAGAAAUCUGAAUGUAAUGUUCCACUUUUAGAUAUCAACGAGUGUUCCGUCGGAAACGGCGGAUGUUCGCAACUCUGCAUCAACUUACCCGGAUCUUUUGAGUGCCAGUGUAAGACAGGCUAUAUCAUGACUUAUGACAGAAGAACUUGCGAAGAUAUCAAUGAAUGCGUCGCCAACAAUGGUGGAUGCCAGCACAUGUGCACCAACACUCCUGGAAGUUAUGAAUGUGCUUGUGAUGAAGGCUUUCGCUUAGCUGAAGAUGGACAUUCGUGUUAUGGUAAGUCCUUGGUCGUCAGAAUCUCAAUCAAAAGAAAAAUCAUGAUUGAUUUAGAUGUAAAUGAAUGUCUCGUGAAUAACGGAGGAUGUAGUCAGUUAUGUCGUAAUGAUGAAGGUGGCCGACAUUGCGAGUGUUUCGGAGGUUAUAUCUUGGGAAAGGAUGGGAAAACGUGCAUGGGUAAGUAAUC